Messenger RNA from Vicia faba (fava bean), 681 nucleotides. The record is from the annotation of a GenBank genome assembly. NCBI's taxonomy places the organism in Eukaryota, Viridiplantae, Streptophyta, Magnoliopsida, Fabales, Fabaceae.
AUGCUUCAUUUUGAUUUCUAUGAACAAAGGCUCGGGCCAAAUGCUACAUUUCAGUUCUUCAAGGCAGCACAUGAAUCAGAUCCUUUAGCAACUUUGUUUAUGAAUGACUUCAAUGUUGUAGAAACAUGCAAUGAUGUAAAUUCCAGUGUUGACGCAUAUAUCUUAAAGAUAAGAGAACUUAGACAACAUGGUGUGUUUAUGGAUGGUAUUGGAUUGGAGGGUCAUUUCACGAUACCGAAUCCACCGCUUAUCAGAGCUAUCUUAGACAAAUUUGCAACACUGGAUCUUCCCAUUUGGCUUACUGAGAUUGAUAUAAGCAAGACAGUUGAUCAAGAAACUCAGGCAAUUUAUAUGGAACAAGUGUUGAGGGAAGGAUUCUCGCAUCCUUCGGUGAAUGGGAUAAUGCUAUGGACGGCACUUCAUCCAUAUGGAUGCUACCAAAUGUGUCUUACAGAUAAUGAUUUGAAGAACUUACCAUCAGGUGAUAUGGUGGACAAGCUUCUUCAAGAGUGGCAAACUGGUCGUGUAGAGGGAGUCACAGAAGAGCAUGGUUCACACAGCUUUUAUGGAUUCUUGGGAGAAUAUAGAGUUAGUGUUGAGUAUGGAAACAGGACCAUAGAUUCAACUUUCUCUUUAGGUAGUGGUGAUGAAACUAGACAUGUCACUGUUACAGUAAGUUAA